Molecule: messenger RNA, 627 nt
Organism: Trichoplax adhaerens
Lineage: Eukaryota; Metazoa; Placozoa; Uniplacotomia; Trichoplacea; Trichoplacidae
Exons: 5
Coding region: 1-627 (208 amino acids)
Molecular function (GO): histone H4K20 methyltransferase activity; protein binding
Source: RefSeq, a predicted model, not a curated record
AUGGGUCGAAAACUACUUAAAUCUGAAAAUAAAAAACUGCCUUUAAAAGCCAACGGAGAAGCCCUUAAAAGAAGUCACCCAUCAGUUCCACCACUACAAACAAAAAUCACAGAUUUAUUUCCUGUACGACGUAGUACAAGAAAAUGCAAAUCGGAUUUAAAGAACGCAGAAGAAGCUUUCAUGAUACAAUACAUUCUCACUAAUAAAGAAGAUGGAAUACAGAUGAUUUAUACUGAAGGCAAAGGUAGGGGUAUUGUAACGACAAAACCCUUCAAGAAAGGUGAUUUCCUAUGUGAGUAUGCAGGAGAAUUAAUCUCUCGAAAAGAAGCUUUACAACGCGAAGUUAGCUAUGGUAAAGAUCCAAACAUUGGAAAUUAUAUGUACUUUUUCUCAUAUAAAGGUUCUGAUUUUUGUGUCGACGCAACGAAAGAAACUGAUCGACUAGGGCGCCUUGUUAACCACAGCAGGAAGAACUAUAAUUCUAUCAGCAGGCUCAUACCUAUAAACGGUAACCCUCACCUUGUAUUGAUAGCGUAUAGGGAUAUUGGAAUAGGUGAAGAAUUAUUAUAUGAUUAUGGUGAUCAUAGCAAAAAAUCUAUUGAAGCUCAUCCAUGGUUGGAAUUAUAA